Messenger RNA from Fusarium coffeatum, 3297 nucleotides. RefSeq lists its product as uncharacterized. The transcript has 6 exons. Gene Ontology annotation, molecular function: chitin binding. Lineage: Eukaryota; Fungi; Ascomycota; Sordariomycetes; Hypocreales; Nectriaceae. The record is from RefSeq and is a predicted model, not a curated record. Gene Ontology annotation, biological process: carbohydrate metabolic process. Bases 1 to 3297 code for a protein of 1098 amino acids.
AUGCAGAGUUUAUUCCUCCAUGGCCUUUUGGCCUCACUAGCCUCUGCUAGUAUCACACAUCAAAACCCAGUUGUGGACGGGCCCGAUGUCUUGUCACGAUGGCUUGACAUGCGGUCGCCUGAAAACGACACGACGAGUAGUCUGACAAGCCGGAAUCUCGUGUCUGCAUCUCCUGCACAGCUGUUUGGCAAGCGUGCGGAUGAUGAGCCUGGUGAGGGUGCGCUACUAUGCCCUACCGGCGAGUGUGCCGACAAGAGUUGCUGUUCCGCCAAGGGCGUCUGCGGUUACGGUAAAGGAUUCUGUGACGAAGGCUGCCAAAGCAACUGCGAUGCCACGGCCAUGUGCGGUGAGCUAUCUGAAGGUGGUGACAUCCCCUGUGGUCUCAACCUUUGUUGCAGUUCUGGCGGCUGGUGUGGUACCUCACAGGUGCACUGCGUUGGUCCCAACAAGUGGUCUCUCUGCCAGCAAGGCUACGGUAGCUGCGAAAUGAUCCAACCCAAGACAUGUGGCGAGGGCUCUGGCACAGCCGAUAAACGUAUGAUUGGCUACUACCAAGCUAACAAUAUGCGUAACCGCGCAUGCAACAAGAUUUAUCCCCAAGAUAUCAAGACCGACAGCUACACCCAUCUUUACUGGGCCUUUGCCACCAUCGACCCCAACUCUUAUGCUGUCAAGCUUGCCGAGGCUGAGGAUGAGGACAACGUCCGCGACUUCACUGCCCUCAGGGGUAAGGGUAGAAACCUGCAGACUUGGGUCGCUGUGGGCGGUUACGACUUCAGCGACGAAGACAAGCCAACCCAUAAGACCUGGGCCAACCUUUGCGCCAAUGCUGGAAACCGUGCCAACUUCAUCAAGUCGGCUGCUGCCUUCAUGGAUAAGUACGGUUUCCAGGGUAUAGAUCUUGACUGGGAGUAUCCUGGUGAGCCAAAGCGUGGAGGAAGCCGUGCCGAUAUUGCCAACUUCGUCCUCCUGCUUAGGGACAUGAAGAAGGCGUGGGGUAACAAGUAUGGUAUUAGUCUGACUCUUGCGCCUGACUACUGGUACCUGCGAUAUUUCGAUGUCGCUGGACUGGAGCCUUACGUCGACCACUUUGGCUUCAUGUCCUACGACUUGCACGGUUUCUGGGAUGCUGAUGUCAAGACUUUGGACCCUAUCGUCCGAGGUCAAGCUGACAUCCGCGAGAUCCUGAAUAACACUAUUCCACUGGCCUAUGCAGGUGUUGACUUUAGCAAGAUCGUCUUCGGUGUUGCGUGGUAUGGCCGUGGAUACACCCUAACCGAUCCCAAGUGCUCAACACUUGGCUGCCCCUUUUCCGGCCCAAGCAACCCAGCCAAGUGCACUAACAGCGCGGGCGUCAUGUCCCUCUUGGAGAUCCAAGACAAGGCUAAGAACGGAGGCAAGACCCGUCUUCUCAAGGACUCGGCUAUGAAGGAGCUUGUCUUUGAUGACCAGUGGAUCGGCUAUGACGACGCUGAGACGAUUGAGCUGAAGCGCAAGUUUGCAAACAACUACUGCUUUGGCGGUUUGAUGGCCUGGAGUGUCGAUUUUGAGCCCGGUACCGGACAAAACAGUGACAUGGAGCCCGAGAAGUCCAAGGACGGUUCUUGUGGACCCAAGAACAAAGGUACCAUCUGCGAGGGUACCAGCUAUGGCGACUGCUGCUCCGAGUAUGGCUCAUGUGGGUCAUCAUCACUGCAUUGUGGCACGGGCUGUGUCAGUGGUAAGUGUAUCAAGAAUGGCAAGUCAACCAAUGGCCGAUGCGGUGUCGGUUUCCUCGGCGCUACCUGCAAGGGAACAAGCUACGGUGACUGCUGCUCGCGUGAGGGCUGGUGCGGUAGCUCUGACGGCCACUGCGGCGAUGGAUGCCAGAGUGGAUGCAACAAGGACGAAGACGACAAGGACGACAAGGACAGCGACAGUGACUUUCCCAAGAUCCCAGCCCUGGCUCAAAAGGGUACGACUGCUGGCUCUUCUGGUGAUAAAGGUCUCAACUGGCCUGAGGACCUUGUGGAUGACAUCUGCAAGUAUGACUUUGCCUCUGAGGACUCUUCGAAGGUGUUCACCGCGUGGUAUGGGAGCGGCGCACUCAACUGGUUUAACGCAUGGCUUAAGAAAAACGGUGCGAAGAACUGGACAGACAAGUUCUUCAAGGAUGUCAUCGCUGGUGGUAAACAAGGUAGCUCUACCUUUGACUGCAAGGACCUCGGAUCAACAACGUGCACAGGCCCUGGUGCCAUGCCUUGUUCCAGCUAUACGCCUCCCAUGGCGUUUUAUGUCCAUAUCCAGAUUGCCAACAUGUUCAGCGCCUUCCACAAACUCUGGAUGAAGAACAUCAACUUCAGUAUCCAGCAGCUGUCGAGCGGCAUCAAGGAGAUCGUCAAGGAGUACGGUGAUCCGCCCAAGGACGAUCGCGGCAUGCUUCUCAACAUGAUGGUUGGUGUCCUCACCUCAGGCGCCGGUCUUGCAGGUGGUAGUACCGGUCUCGCGGGUGCUAUAACCUUCUUCUCGGGCGCUGUCGCCUCUAUCUCUGCCAACGGUGAUCUCUUCGGCGAUACUGUUACCCCCGACGAUCUCAACGACGACCUCGAGAACGCCUACGGCACGGCCUUUUCUGCCGUGCUCAACGCUACUACUGGCUACGUUGAGAAGGUCAUGAAGGGCGAGAUACCUGAGAACUGGGAGGGCGACGUAAAGGACCAGGACAAGGACGAGUACGCUGAGCUCUUUGUUCGAACCCGCUUUCUGAAGGGAGAGUGGUUGUCGGAGCCCUUGAUCAGCAAGGCCAUGCAGGUCUAUGUCACUGCUACACACAAGAAAUGGUUGGAAUUCGCCAAGAUUAGAUGUCUUAAGCAAGGCUACAAGGGUACUGCCUUUUCUUUGAUGUGGAGUGGUCCUAACAGUAAAGUUGAAUGUGACUAUCUACGAACGAAAUCCUCGGAUCCAGUAGGCAAAAAGCAAAAAUUGACAGAGGAUGUCUGCCGCAACAAACUGCCUGGAUGCAUCUGGCAUGACAACAACUGUAUCUGCUUCGGAAGAAGUAACUACAGACGUCCUGGCAAGAAUCAACAACAUGACCCCCUUCUCGAAUCUGAAAUCAAGGAGAUGAAGAAGGUUGUGGAUGACUACGAGGCCGCCCUUAUCAACAACUACGAGUGCAAUAAUGGCGAACCCUCAGUACCAAGCUCGAAGGACUUCAACAUCAACAAACCUAUUCAGUAUCCCAAGUGUUUCGUCAACUUUCACAAGCUUACGAAAGACGAGCCUUUCCACUGUGCUAUUCCCAAAGACCUUUGGUAA